Paramecium pentaurelia is the source of this 871-nucleotide messenger RNA. Lineage: Eukaryota; Ciliophora; Oligohymenophorea; Peniculida; Parameciidae. The record is from the annotation of a GenBank genome assembly.
UAAUGAACGAAAUAAGCAUUGUUUCACUCAGUCAACUCCUUAACAACAUUCAUCUAUCACAAUCCCAUAUUGAUGAAGCUGCCAGAUUCUACAUUAGACACAGUAAUGAUCAGAAGUCUUAAUAAUCUUUAUGUGAAGAGUGGUGCAAUCACUUCCAUUUUGCAAAAGGAAAUGUUGAUGGAGAUAAAGUAAUUGUAUCUUUGCUUCACAUGGCAUAAAGAGUAAUAGAAUCUGUAAUUAAAUUUGAAGGAGCAUGUAUCUAUUAUAUGUUAUUUAUUUAUUAGAUGCUACUAUGAGGGAUGCUUUCAAGAAAUAAAUCAUCAAGGCUUUCACAUUACUUAAAGAUCACAAUUCUUCAUAGGAUUUAAAAUAAUAAAUCAAAGAUCUCCUUAAAUAAUGGGAAGAAAAAUAAAUCUUCUCCAAAUCAGACAUUUCUAUCAUGAUUGAAACUAUUGAUCCAAAUAAGGUUAGCAAAGACAAAAUCAAAACUCAAUUUGCCCCACCUCAAUAUUUGAUCAAUUAUGCUAAAAAUUAUAAAGUAAAUAUAAAUCACAACUAAUUUAUUAAGGAUUUGCAAAUUAGAUUAUAAAAAAUGAAUGAGUAUGAAACCAGACUUGAUGAUCUUAUUAAUAAUGGAGCCUAAGAUAGAAUCAAUCUUUAUGAUCAACAAUUGGAUCAAUAUGCUAAGUCUGUUGAAAGUGUUUAAAAAUAUAGACAGUUAGUCAUCAAAGAUAUUAUUGAUGAAUUAAAAGAACUAGAUAAAAUACAUUCCAAAAGCAUUAUUGAUUUAAAAUAUAUAGCAUAAAGAGUAUCUAAUUUGAAGGCAAAAAAAGAAAAAAGAAUUUAAAAUGAAUAUUAUAAUGAUUAAUGA